AUGCAAAUAACAAGCCAACGGCACAGCCUUUCAUUCUCACUUUAUCUCUCUCUCUCAUUGUCCCUCUUUCUUUCUUUCUUACUGUCUUUCUUUCUCACUCCCCUUCUUUCUUUCUUUCUUUCUUUCUUUCUUUCUUUCUUUCUGUUUUUUUUUUCUUCUGUAACCCCUCUUUAUUUAUUUCUGACUCCUCAUUUUUCUUUCUUUCUUUCUUCCCCAUUCCUUUCUUUCUUUCUUUCUUUCUUUCUUUCUUUCUUUCUUUCUUUCUUAAUCUCCUCUUUAUUUCUCACCCCUCUUUAUUUAAUUCUUAUUUCCAAUUUUUCUUUCUUUCUUUUUUCUUUCUUUAUUUCUCACCCCUCUUUAUUUAAUUCUUAUUUCCAAUUUUUCUUUCUUUCUUUCUUUCUUUCUUUCUUUCUUUCUUUCUUUCUUUCUUUCUUUUUCUUUCUUUCUUUCUCACUCCAACUCUUUAUUUCUCACUCCCACUCUAUCACUGUUUCUCAGCCGUCUUUGUUCAUUUUUAGUCCCACUCUUUUUCUUUCUUUUUUUCGUUCUUUCUUUCUUUCCUUUCUACUGCUCCGAAAAGCCGUAUUCUUCAUACAACCCCCCACACACAUUGUUUCCCUUUUUCUAACCACUUAUUUUUUUUAUCUUUCUUCAUUGCUCUUUUUCCCACUCACAUCUUUUCGCACUUUCGUUCUUUUUCUAUCAUCUUUCUCCUAUCGUCUCCCUUCUAUCUUUUACUCUCUCUCUCUUUGUCUCUUUUCUAUCGUCCUUGUUAUAUCGCCUCUCUUUAUUCGUCCCCCUUCUAUCGUCUCUUUUCUAUCAUCCCCCUUCUAUCGUCCCUCUUCUAUAUUCUAUCUUCUCACUUCUAUCGUCUCUCUUCUAUAA
Messenger RNA from Acanthosepion pharaonis, 885 nucleotides. The record is from the annotation of a GenBank genome assembly. Lineage: Eukaryota; Metazoa; Mollusca; Cephalopoda; Sepiida; Sepiidae.